Molecule: messenger RNA, 3693 nt
Organism: Saxophila tyrrhenica
Lineage: Eukaryota; Fungi; Ascomycota; Dothideomycetes; Mycosphaerellales; Extremaceae
Exons: 2
Coding region: 1-3693 (1230 amino acids)
Cellular component (GO): membrane
Molecular function (GO): protein binding
Source: RefSeq, a predicted model, not a curated record
AUGGCAUCACAGAACGACGAGCUGUACUUGGAUUAUCGAGGCGGUCAAGAAGCAACUUCCGAGUCUGAGACGCCGCAACCACUGCGCAUUGCAAAGAAACAGUCCCCAGCCACUUCUACCGACCCAGCACAGCAGUUUGCAGAGUACAGAGUGCCCAGUGCAGGCGGAUGGGGAGCGCCUAGUAGUCCGCCUCCGAACAUCCCCCUCCCAUACCCCGACGACCGCGCGCGAAGACAGAAGCCGCCGAGUCGCUCGGCCACCCCGCAAGAGCUUGCAGAAGAGGGAAGAAGCGGUGGGCCAUACUACCCACGCAGGACGAGCAUGAACUCAGACGCUUCGAGCGGAGCGGGGAGUGGAUCGAGCAACAGACGUCCGAGGUUCUCACCCGAUGACCCCAACAGGCCUUCUGUGAAUUACCCAGGCUUCUCCAGCGCUGGACGGCUGGCGGAGCGGAGGGGAACUGCUGCUAAGAACAUUAUCCCACCCGACUCUCCUGGUGGCCCCGAGCCGCCUCACAAGAGUCCAGAGCCGGUGAACACGUACGAUGGCGGGACGUUAUUCGCCAUUCCACCAACACGAAAAGCGAGCGAGCCUGCUCCGACUGCUGCUCCAACACAGAGCUCUAAUGUCGACUUCUACCCUCCUCCACUGGCUGCAACGCCCCCUGUUGUGACCCAACCGCAGUCAAGUGGCCAGCUACACAUAACUAACCCUGCCGGAGUCAACAGACUGGACAGCACGGCAUCGACCUCUACCACGAGAGCUUCAAGAGGGUCGCCCCCUCCACCAGAAACGCCGGCGACGGACACGCUACCUGCGAAUGGGCUUACUGGAAUUGAAGCGCGCUAUGCUGCGAGUGGCAUACCGGGCACAAAUACGCUGAAUGAAAUGCAAGCGCAGAGUGCGGCUGCUGCAGCAAGGCGAGCAAACUACGCUUCACCACAGCCUCAGAGAGGACCGCAGCUUCAAGCAGGGGCUGCAUCCGGUGGGAGAUGGAGCCCAACGGAAAGGCCAGGUUCAGCACCCCAUGGCCCUCCAAUCACUUUCCAAGGCAAUGAAGAAGUUCAGUCGAGAGGCGCGGAUGUGCCUGGAAACACAGGCAGAGAAAGGACAGGAUCGGGAGCAAGUCAGCAGCUUGAAUCUGAAAUGGGUCGCAUGAAUAUGCAUGAAGAGCCACCGCCAGCUUACUCUCCCCCAAUGCCAGGAACGUCAAACUCGCAAUACCCGAAUGAGAAGGGGCGAUACGCGGCUUCCGCAUCGCAGUCUCCUGCGCCUGGAGCUGCAGCUGCCGUGAAGCCGUCCGUUGUCGAUCCGAACGUCCGACAGCAUCCUGCAUUCGCGAAUGAUGGCCGCUCAGGAGCAACUCCAUCACCACAGCCAGGCGCACAGCAGCAAAACGGUGCGAGGCAAGGCAUGACGCCCGUUAAUGUUGCGCAGGCAAAUCAGCAUAGUGCCUCUCCUGGACCUUCGGGCGCAGGUCCGGCUAGUCCUCCACCUCUUCCCGAAGGCUGGAUUGCCCACCUCGACAACAACUCUGGCCAGUACUACUACAUCCAUCUCCCAACGCAGAGCACGCAAUGGGAGUUUCCGAAGGGACCCACGCCUCUCAAUUUACAAGAGCCGAUGAGUCCUGCUGGCACAUUCGUCGGUAACCCUCUCUCACCCUCCGCCUCCGUCUUUAAGCAGCCUCUCGCAUCACCCGGCUUUAGCGGAAUGCCCGUCCACCAGACUGCCAACUACGACCGUAUGAGCAUGGCUAGCAUCGCCUCUCCCACGACUGCCGGCUUCACUGGUCCACCACCUUCAGCAGGCAUCGACAUGUACAAAAUCGCGCCCACCAACGGCGUCUACUUCGGUCCCUAUCUGCGCUACACCAACAUGGACCUCGAACGUGGUCUCUGGCUUGGGUCAAUCAUGCUUAUCUGCGAAGCCUCCCAACAACCGCCUACCAUCCACAUCCACCAGAGCAUUGAUCUGAGCCCGAAUCCGCGGCAGCUUAAGGCGCACCCGAUUCAGUCUCAUCAGCGCUGGAUCUUCUAUCGGUAUGACGUUGACCUGCGCAUGGACGAGCAGGGACCGGCGAAGUGGACGUAUGCCAUUACCAGUCAUCUUGGCUGCACCCGCUACGAGUUCCUGGUCGCCAGUCGGCAUGAGAAUAGUUGGCGGUUUGUCACGCAUUCGGGUAAUGACUUCGCGCUCAAUGUCUCUGCCAAUGAGAGGAGCAGACUCGGUGGCAUCCCGCUUAUGUGGAAGGAUGUGCUACUAAAGCAUCAAGAGUGCGGCGGCUUCCACGCUCAGAUCGGACUUGGCGGCCAGAUCUACGCAGAUCGCCUGUGGAAGGAUAUCCCAGCGCUCAAGCAAUGGACACAGACGAGCGGGAAAGAGAAUCGUAAGAACGCACCUUGGAGCGCGAAGCUGGAAGAGGAUGUCAUGCACGCCUACUUCCACUACUACACCUCCCAUUUCGACCAGCCAGCUAUCCGCGAAGCCUUCGCGCAGAUCCCGCAGGUGUGCUGUCUAGAUGACCACGACAUCUUCGAUGGCUUCGGAAGCUAUCCAGACUACAUGCAGCAGAGCCACGUUUUCAAAGCUAUUGGGCGAAUUGGGAUUGACAUGUAUCUCCUCUUCCAGCACCACACCACGCAUGAGAUUCUGCGAAACGUUAGCAAUGACAUUGAUCUCUUCACCAUUACAGGCAACGGAUGGCAUUUCGUCAAGUACCUCGGUCCCAGCGUCGUCAUCGUCGGGCCGGAUACGCGGUCAGAACGAAACGCAAACCAAGUCAUGGCCGGGCCGACGUACCAAGGUCUCUUCCCGAAGGUGGCAGUACUGCCGCCAAGCGUACAGCAUUGUCUCUGGCUCAUGCCCGUGCCGAUCAUCUAUCCUCGGUUGGAGGCCGUGGAGUCGGUAGCGCAUGGUGUCCAGACUGGCAAGAAGUUUGUCACUGGCGCUUUCAACAUGGGCGGAAAGCUCGCCGGCGGGUUGGCGGGUGUAGUGGGAGCGAAGAGCGUGGUGCAUAGUGGGUUUGAUGGAGUGAAGAAGGCUGUCGGUAAGAGUGGACUGAUGCAGGGCGUGCUGAGUCCGUUUGGUGAGAUCGAUGUGUUGGAUGAGCUGAGGGAUCUGUGGACGCACGAGUCGAAGGACCUCGAGCGCACCUACAUCCUCCGCACGCUCCAAGGCAUCGCCCACAACAAAUCCCUACGCAUGACCUUCCUCUCCGGCGGCGUCAACGUCUGCGGCGCCGGCCUCGUGCACGACCCGGCCAAACCCUCAGACCACAAAACAAUGUACCAGCUCAUCUCCUCCUCGAUCGUCAACGCGCCUACACCCAGCUACGUCCUCAAAUUACUCCACAACAACAAACCCCUCUACAUCCCGCAAAACGGGCAUCGCUCCACCCCCAACGUACCCACGGACACGAAGGAGGAUAUGAUGGAGAUCUUCGCCGCGGACGUGGAUGGCCGGCCGCGGGAGUUGAGACGGUUGAUGGGACGGAGGAAUUAUUUGGCUUGUGUGGCGUAUGAUCCGGAGAUGGUGCAGGGGCAAUUUUCGCAGCAGGGGCCGGGGAGUGGUGGUGGGGGGAAGGGCAGGUUGAGUCUGGCGGCGGAUUUCAUGGUGCAGAAUGAGGGGAGCUUUGGGCAGCCGAUGAAGUAUGGGCCGGUGAUUAUUCCGAGUUUGGAGUAUGGGCGGUAG